Messenger RNA from Agrilus planipennis (emerald ash borer), 712 nucleotides. RefSeq names its product elongator complex protein 4-like. Lineage: Eukaryota; Metazoa; Arthropoda; Insecta; Coleoptera; Buprestidae. The transcript has 5 exons. Gene Ontology annotation, biological process: tRNA wobble uridine modification. Gene Ontology annotation, cellular component: elongator holoenzyme complex; transcription elongation factor complex; cytoplasm. The record is from RefSeq and is a predicted model, not a curated record. The coding region runs from base 110 to 433 and encodes 107 amino acids.
GUUGUAACCUAACUUUUUAUAAUGUGUGGGUGUACUUGUUUCGUAUGAAAACUUUAUAAUUUUUAUGAUUUUCAACACAACAAAGUAAUAAUAAGAUUUUGUAAAUAAAAUGGAACAAAAAACUGAACAAAGAAAGACAAUCAAAAGUAUUUUGUCUAUACCAGGAACUCGCGCUAAUGUGCAAAGUGGUCAACUUCUUGUGUCUAGUGGAAUACCAAGCGUUGAUGAACUUUUAGGCGGUGGUUUACCUGUUGGAUCAGUGGUGCUUAUUGAGGAAGAUAGUGGUGGUUCCUAUUCUCGAGUGAUGUUAAGGUAUUUUUUAGCAGAAGGAGUUGUUCACAAGCAUGCUGUUUUUGUGGGAAGUCAAGAUUAUAAUCCUGGAAAAAUGAUCCAGAGCCUGAGCUUCUUGAUGAGCACAAAACAGAUAAAAUGACAAUAGCUUUUAGAUAUCAAAAACUUCCAAAAGUAAAAAAGCAGACCACUCACCAUUUUGGAAAUUAUUAUGAUUUAUCGAAAACAAUGUCUCAGGAAUGUUUUGAUAAUGUGAACAUUACAGAAUGGCCAGAUCAGUCUGCAUUGGGGGGUUGUCAGUUGUCCAGUAUGAGUUAUAAAGAAUUGCUCGUUGCAAUAAAAGAUAAAUUAGAGAAAGAUAAAUAUUUUAUUAACAGUAUAAGAGAAGAGAGGUCAAUUUUGAGAUUAGUUCUACAUUCUU